Molecule: messenger RNA, 807 nt
Organism: Plasmodium gonderi
Lineage: Eukaryota; Apicomplexa; Aconoidasida; Haemosporida; Plasmodiidae
Product: variable surface protein
Exons: 3
Coding region: 1-807 (268 amino acids)
Source: RefSeq, a predicted model, not a curated record
AUGAUCAAUAAAGAAAAAAAUAUUAUGCUGAUGUACAAUUUAGUAAAAUAUUUUCCUAAAUGUAAUAAAAUAAUAGUAAAAUAUGAAGAACCUUUGCCUAGUGGUACACACCCCUGCACUAAUGGAUUUAUAGGCGCAAACCAUGAAUUAAAACAAAAAUUUAAGGGUGCUAAAUGCAGUGCAGCCAUUAAUUUUGCUUAUAACAUAAUGAAUAAUUCUGAUGAAGUAAAUAAUGAUGCAUUAUGUUUUUUCCUGUAUUAUUGGUUAUAUAAAGUAUUUAAGGCUAGUGAUAUAGUUAGUACAAGUGCAUUUAGUAUUUAUAAAGCUAUACUUAGUCAUGUAAGCUCAGGAAAUACAUUAUGCAAAAAAUAUAUACGAAAUUCUAUUACGGAUUAUGAAUUGGCUUUGCUGAAUAUUUUGAGUGAUUUAUAUAAAACAUUUAAUAAUAUAAAUGACAGUGAAGAAUGGAAUACAGAGGACAGUUUUUUAUUUGAAUUAAAAUAUAUUAUAUCUGAAUAUAAGAAAGGAAUAGAAGAACAAUAUAGUAACAUUGAUAAAUCACAAAUAUCAACGCCCUGCCAAAAUAAUAAGGCAUUUACAUUUAUAAUUCCACUUGUUCUAAUAUUAACAACAUUCUUUAUUUUAUUGAUUAUUUACAGGUUCACCUCAUAUGGUUCAUAUAUACUCAGUGGAAUAAAACGCAUAAGGAAUAAAUGGAAUAACAAAAAUGAAAAAUGGGCUAUUAAUAAAUCAUACGAAAUAUCAAGUAACAUUCCAAGUGAUAUGAGAUAUAUUUUAUAUAUAUAA